AUGUUUAGAGGAGAUAACGCACAUUCAUUAAGUUAUGAACAGCAAGCUAAAUUUAUUCAAGAUAGAAUUUCAAAUGUUGAAAAGAAUUUCGGCGACCUUUGCGUUGGUUUCGGAGAUUACACCAGAAAAACCGCCAGGUUACGCGAUAUGGGUGACGAACUAGCUAAAAUUUUUAAGGAUUACGCCAACAAUGAAAUAGUAAACAAAUCGCUAAGUACAGGGCUUGAUAACUUAUCAGUAACGCUUACUGCUAUAGAGGAAUAUAGAAACUGCGAAGUUCAGCGCUUGGAAGCAAAGGUUAUAGGGGAGCUAUGUCAAUAUGAAAGUAUUUGUAAGCACGCAAGAGAGGAACUCAAGCAUACGAUGAAUGUAAGGGAAAAGGAAAUGGCUAGAAAGAAAGUCCUGGAUAAAGCCAAAGAAAGACAGCCGUUUAACAGGCAACAAGUAACUUACGCGGAAUCUGAACUGCUGAAAGCGUCGGCUGAAAUGUCUCGAUCUGCGAAAGGUUUGAGCGAACAGACAGAAUUUUUCGAAAAACGCAAAUUGGUGCAGCUGAAGACACUUCUCUCAGACUUUGUGCGGAUAGAAAUGACGUUCCACUCGAAGGCAGUGGAACUGCUCAGCGUUGCGUUCCAACAGAUUGCUGAUAUCAAUGACAGGGCGGAUCUAGAGAACUUUAAACGGAAACUGCGAUCACCGGAAAAGCAAGUGAGCACUGGGAUAUCUGUGAGAUCGUCUUCACUGGCGUCUCUCAUGAAUCCACAGUUCUCUCCGGCGAGAGAAGAUGACGACUCAAUGAGUUUGGGAAGAUUACGAUCGCCAGAAAAGAAUUUAUCGGCGAAGUCGAGAUCGCUGGCGGCGCUGAUGAAUCAUUCUUCAUCCAAAGACGAAGAGGAAACUACGGACUCUGAUGGCUCUCGGGACAACAGCACGUCUGAAGAAACGGAGUCUCGCUAAAAAUAUAAUGUUUAAUUUUGUUCUCUAAUUGUAGAUUA
This is a messenger RNA of Pararge aegeria (speckled wood butterfly), 995 nucleotides long. RefSeq names its product protein FAM92A-A (gene Fam92). Gene Ontology annotation, cellular component: ciliary basal body; ciliary transition zone. Bases 1 to 957 code for a protein of 318 amino acids. The transcript has 7 exons. Gene Ontology annotation, biological process: cilium assembly. The record is from RefSeq and is a predicted model, not a curated record. Lineage: Eukaryota; Metazoa; Arthropoda; Insecta; Lepidoptera; Nymphalidae.